AUGGCUCUCCCAGACAUUGAGAUCAACCCAGGACUCAAUUCUGGAACACCUGUUCUGGGAAUAACUUCUGACGUCAUGCUUCCCAAGCAAAACUUUAAAAAACUCUACCAGGUAGAAUUUCCAACCAGGGAAGACUGGAAAACCAACAGUCUUACCUGGAAGGACGGUAAAAUGAUGAAGAAAGCUAUGCUUUUUAACGACUUUUUGUUACACAAUGGAUUAAUUGAUGAUGUCUACAAAUCUAUGUCGAAUCCUGAUUUGUCUGUGAUUGUAAUGAAGAUGUUUGAUAUCCUUCACUUAAUUAAUAGUUUACCUGUUGUAAUUACCAAAGAAAAUAAAUCGGAAAGUAAAUCAACAGAGUUUCGCAAUGAAGGCAACCGUGCAUACGCACGUAAUAAAUUGCAGUCUGCCUUGAUUUGCUACAACAAGGCUCUGUUAUAUGCCCCUAAAGACUCCCGAGCUCUAAAACUAGCGUACAGUAACAGAUCUGCCUUACUCCACAAAGUCAACGCAUUAAGUGCCUGUCUGAACGAUAUAAACACGUGUUUCUCACUGGGCUGUCCACUUGACAUCAUAGAAAAAUUGAGAACCAGAAAAGAAGAUGCGAACAGCAAGGUAUGGGCAGAGACAUUAGCUGAGUGUUCUGCUAGAAGUAUAUUUUGUGAAGAUUAUUUCAAAUUGAUCGAGCCACGUAAUCCUCAGAUACCAUGUGCCAGUAUGGACGUUGGAGUUAUAAUAGAAAAUGAUGUGCCAAAAAUUGUUGCUACCACUGACAUUAAAGUCGGAACACCUAUUGCUCUGGAGAAAGCUUUUAUUGUGGGCAUUGGCUAGACCGUUCAGGAAGGAAGCGCUCGGUACAAACAAUCAUGCUUACGCUGAAUGGAACAGCUUGUAACUGCAACUUCUGCGUUCGAGAUAGUUUGAAUAUCACAACUGUUGAUGAACUGACAGACGUCCAGAAAAAACACUA
Messenger RNA from Hyposmocoma kahamanoa, 970 nucleotides. RefSeq lists its product as uncharacterized. The transcript has 3 exons. Gene Ontology annotation, molecular function: protein binding. NCBI's taxonomy places the organism in Eukaryota, Metazoa, Arthropoda, Insecta, Lepidoptera, Cosmopterigidae. The record is from RefSeq and is a predicted model, not a curated record. The coding region runs from base 1 to 831 and encodes 276 amino acids.